Amoebophrya sp. A120 is the source of this 1751-nucleotide messenger RNA. NCBI's taxonomy places the organism in Eukaryota, Dinophyceae, Syndiniales, Amoebophryaceae. The record is from the annotation of a GenBank genome assembly.
AGAUCAGCUCCGGUAGCGCUAGUGGCUAAAAGGGUGACACGUCUUGCUGCACAUCAAAAGAAGAUGACAUCUCACACGGGGCGGAGCAAAUAGAUAUCUUCAUCAUAAUCUGAACGCCGAACUAUUGGUAAAUAUAGAACUUGAACUACAUCAUGAAGCUGCCCUCAGCCAUGCCCGCUGUCAGCGGCGGCGUCGUCCUUGCGCGGGCGGCCAGCACCGCGACAGCACCACUCACGAGCGCGACCAAUGGAUCAUCGCUAGUCUCCGUCCGCGACGUCGUUAGCGUGUCGGCCUUUGGAAAACCAGAGGUUCUCCGCGUCGUAAAGGACCAGCUGUUGUUUCAAUCCGAAAAUACUCGCCUCGACCCGGACCAAGUCCUAAUCCAAGUUCGAGCCUUCGGUAUCAAUCCUUCGGAGACGUACCAGCGGGCCGGGGCGUACGCAAAUUUACCAAAGCUCCCCUAUACCCCGGGUCGCGAUUGCGCGGGUACGGUGGUGGAGAUCGGAACCGAAAGUGCACUAGCUUCCAAAAACGAGCACGAACAAACACAACAACAAGCUGCUUCCUGGCUGUACCCCGGCGCGCGCGUGUUCACAACGAAUUCUGAAAACGGGUGCUACGCUUCCCACUGCAUCGCGAAUCGAAAAGACGUGUUUCCGCUUCCCGAGAGGUUAACUUUCGAACAAGGCGCGGGUUUUGGUGUGCCCUACUACGCCGCCUGGCGUGCUUUGGUGGAGAAAGGCGGCGCACAAAAUAUUAAGCCCGGAACAAGCAGAAUAUAUGGUAAAGCCUCGUCUUUGCUCGUCAACGGUGCGAGUGGCGGUGUAGGUUUGCUGGUCUUGCAGAUGGCGAGAAAACUCGAUCUCGGCCCGGUGUUGGCCUUCACUGCCGGGUCGGAACGGGGCCGGGAAUUGCUGCGGACACAGGUGAGGAAACUCUGGGGGGCGGAGGCACUGAGUACUGGAGCAGACGCCGAAUCGACGCAAGCUGCGCAGCAAGGAACAUCUACAGAGGAAUCGAAAAGCACCACAGGCACUGCGCCGCACAUUUUCGUGACCGAUCACACCCGCGCAGACCUUCCGGUAGAUACUAAGUUUGACUUGAUCCUCGAAAUGCAAGCGCAGGCCAACCUCGGCUCGGAUCUCCGCCUCCUCGCGAAACACGGGAAGGUCGUCGUAGUCGGGAACAAGGGGCACUCGGAGGGCUCUGUUGACGCACGUCUUCUGAUGCAGUCGGAGGGAUCCGUCACCGGGUUUGUCGGCAUCGCGGACCCAGGCGUCCGGAAACAAGCGGAUGAGGAGCUGCGGACCGUUUGGAUCGACCACCUGCAACCCGUUGUAGACCCCGAUAAAACUUUCCGCGGUCUGGCGGCCACCGAAGCUGCGCACACGGAGAUCGAGCAAAGACCAGCCGGGACCGCGGGACGAGUGGUGGUUUCCUUGCCAGCGGAGGUGUACGGAGAAGGCCAGGAGGCAGCUGCUCAGCGGGGCGGGCCAGAGGAGCUGUGACAAGGUCGAACUCCAAUAAAAAGAGCACUGACGCAGCUGCCAAUGCCUAUGUAUAGGUUGUAUAACACGACUGAAGAUGGGAUGGUGGAGACGAAUUAUUAUAUCGGAGAAUGUUACCGAAGCUUGUAUCUACUGUAACCGCCUAUCAUGCAUUUUCCGCAUCAGCUUGGCGUUUUCGGUAAAAAAUCAGUAAUAUACAAGUCUCGGUGAAUAGAUUCUCGUGCGUCAAUCUCAAUGUCGAAG